AUGCUCAGCUGCUUGCGUGAGCGCCUGCUGCCUCUCCCCAGGUGCCUAGAGGAGAUCUUCAUCUUCACUACGGCCAAGCUGGACUACACGGAGCGCAUCCUGGAGGUCCUGGACCCUCAGAAGAAGCUGAUCAGACACCGGCUGUACCAGGAUGACUGCCUCUGCGUGCGGGGCCACUACCUCAAAGAUCUUGCUGUGCUGGGGAGGGACCUGGCUAAGACCGUGGCUCUGGACCACUCCCUGCAGGCCUACCCCUACCAGGUCUCCAACAGGGUCCCGAUCCCCAGCUGGCACGGGGACCCCCAGGACCAGGAGCUGCUGCGGCUCAUCCCCGUGCUGGAGAAGCUGAGCCAGGCCGUAAGGAUGGGGGCAGCCCCUGUGCUGGGUGGGGAGGCUGCCCCUUCUUGUGCCCCUUCCUGCCUCUGCGCUUUGGAGCAUCACUGA
This is a messenger RNA of Gavialis gangeticus (Gharial), 444 nucleotides long. RefSeq names its product CTD small phosphatase-like protein 2. Lineage: Eukaryota; Metazoa; Chordata; Crocodylia; Gavialidae. Gene Ontology annotation, molecular function: phosphoprotein phosphatase activity. The record is from RefSeq and is a predicted model, not a curated record. The transcript is spliced from 4 exons. Bases 1 to 444 code for a protein of 147 amino acids.